Messenger RNA from Batrachochytrium dendrobatidis JAM81, 1002 nucleotides. RefSeq lists its product as uncharacterized. The record is from RefSeq and is a predicted model, not a curated record. The coding region runs from base 1 to 990 and encodes 329 amino acids. The transcript is spliced from 7 exons. Lineage: Eukaryota; Fungi; Chytridiomycota; Chytridiomycetes; Rhizophydiales. Gene Ontology annotation, molecular function: phosphatidylcholine lysophospholipase A1 activity.
AUGGCCUCUGACAUGGAUAACGGUACAAGACUGCGUGCAAAUGCAGCCAAACAGUCAAAGCCUUUUGAUUCAGCUGUUUCAAACCCGACCCAUUCAUCCGUACCAUCAGAUGCAACAUCAAAAGAACCUUCUCGAGCCUUUUCAAUAUCUGGCACUCGUUUUAUAGAUUUUAUUGAGGCUGCUCAUGCAUGCAUUCGCAUGUUUAAAGCAUUUUUAUAUUCACUGCUGGCUGUAUGGGUUGCUUAUGGAUCUUCUGCCAUGGUGCAUCGCGGUGGUAACUUUGACAACACCUUGAUUAUUAUUGGCGAUGACUUUGCUGCUGGUGUUGGCGAUAAUCCAAAUCUGGGCAGUAUUCCAGGCUUGGCUCGAUUCUUGGCAAGAGAGCUUGCAAAGGAAAGUAGAAUUAAGCAAACUUGGUCUAUAUUCAACUGUGGUGUCAAAGGAUCAACCUCGUUCCAAUGGCUUCCGUCAAGCGAACAGACUGCAUCUCAACAACACCCCACUCAUUUUGAGAGGCUGUUUGAAAAGCCAAAGUAUGCUCGAGCACAGGUGGUUAUUCUUUUAGUAGGUUUCAAUGAUUCAAGAUCUGCCAUGACUACUGGUGUGGAAAUAUCACCAGAGCAAACUAUUGGAAACAUACACUCUAUUUGCAAAGCUUUGCAAGAUAUGGGUAAAGAUGUCUACGUCUGCCCAGUCGCCAACACGGGUGAUUCUAACGUAUCUGACGCAGUUCUUGAACAGAAUAUGCGUCUUAAUACAAUGAUUUUAGAGUACACUACAAGAGGUGACAAGGAACAUGUAUUUGCUGGACCCAACAUAGAUGUCAUGAAUUUUGAAUACCGCGUAGAUCGGUAUUAUGAUGAAGACAAGAUGCACUUUAACGCAAAGGGUUAUGAAAAAUUUGCCAAAGAUUUUGUAGAUGUGAUUGCAAACCGACUUGUUAAAAUUGAAUUUGCCAAGUUCUCAAAAGUUCUUGGACUGAAUAAAUAAACAUAGCCAAAA